Molecule: messenger RNA, 3609 nt
Organism: Schizophyllum commune H4-8
Lineage: Eukaryota; Fungi; Basidiomycota; Agaricomycetes; Agaricales; Schizophyllaceae
Exons: 12
Coding region: 1-3609 (1202 amino acids)
Source: RefSeq, a predicted model, not a curated record
AUGUCCGACCUCGAGGGAAGUACCGAGAAUGAAACCUCCAGAGCAUCCUCGUCCUCUCCUAUGGAAGACAUCAAAAUGUCCCAGCCUUCUGACGAGGACUCGGAUGCCUAUAUGAGUGAUUCCCGAAACGACGUGGCAGAGAACGUCGACUCGCUUGAAGAGACCACAGCAUCCCAGGCGAGGAGCCCUGCGGGCGACGCGUCGAGUGAUGACGAGGAUGAAGCACCGGUCGAAAAUCCCUCGACAGAUAUCUGUGGAGAUCUUGAGAACGCGUUGGACGGAGAACUCUCCGAGACGUUCACCGGUUCCUUUGCAUAUGAGAGAACAUACUUGGACGCUCCUAUCCCGGGCCUCAACCUUCUCGCAAAUGAUAUUGGCCCAAUUGGCCUUCCCCUCAACGAGCGUGAGGCAAACAUCGUCAAGUCGGGCUGCAAGCAAGCCCCAUUCGGGAAGGGCGAGCGAACCGUCAUUGAUAAGUCCGUGCGCGAUACAUGGGAAAUGGACGCUAGCAUGGUUCAGUUCAACAAUCCCGCCUGGAAUGACUAUGUAGGCCGCGUCCUUUGGGAUGUCUGCAAUGCUCUGGGUGUCGACAUGAAGGUCAGCAAGCCUCACUGCGAGCUAUACAAGCUGCUUUUGUACGAGACUGGCUCACACUUCUUGCCGCAUGUUGACACAGAGAAGGUCGGCACCAUGUUUGCCACCAUUAUUAUCGUGCUCCCUUCGCCGUUUACCGGAGGCGCGGCGCACCUCUCGCACGGGAAUCUGUCUGAGGUAUUCGACUGCUCCGCCAACAGUGCCCACCAGACGACGGUCCUCGCCUGGUACACGGACGUCAAGCACUCAAUCAAACCCAUCACCUCGGGCUACCGCCUCGCGCUCUCGUACAACGUCUACCACACAAAGAACGCCCUCCGACCGUCCCUGCCCACAAACCACUCCGCCGUGACCGCCCUCCGCCACGUCCUGCUGUCAUGGAAGCAGAUGAACCGCCUUGACGCCCCGCGGAAGAUGAUCUACCUCCUCGACCACCAGUACAGCCAGGCGAACAAGAAGGGCAGCGCGCUCAAGGGCCUCGACGCUCACAAGAUGGCUAUUUUGCAGAUGCUGGCGAAGCAGCAUGGGUUCCGGCUCGGGCUCGCGAGUCUGGAGACGUACAUCGCCGGCUCCGCGGAUGACGAGUUUGGUGGGUAUGGUGGGUAUUCGGGGAGAGUGUCUUUUGGGGACGUGGGAGAGCAGACGACCAAGAUUACGAACUUGACCGAUCUGGACGGUCAUUUUAUCAAGGAUGUGGUCGAUUUCGACGAGGAGAACAACGAGUGCAUCCCGAGGGAGCUGACGGACGCUGUAGAGAAUGGGAAGGUAGACAAGGAGGAAUAUGAAGGCUAUUCAGGCAAUGAAGCAGGCUCUUUAGAGCGAUGGUAUAGGCGCACCGUACUGAUAAUAUGGCCCCUCAAAUUCGACAUCAACAAGACCCUCAACGACGACGUCGAAGACGCGAUCCAGCAGCUGAACAAAGUAACUACAAACACGGCCCGUAAAAGCGAUCGCCAUUUUGUCGAAUUUCUCUUCGACUAUAUGGAGGCAGCAGACUCCAAGCAUAGUGGUAUUGCGCCGGCCAUUUGCCACGCCGCUUGCCAGUGGUCUGACUGCGACUUGUUCCUUGAGGUGCGCGAGACGUGUGGCAUCCAUGGUGUGGGGUCUAUAGCUCCUGCAGACGUCGCGUCGGCUGCUCAAGCAUUCGGCUUGGACACGGUGAAGCCGUUCGUAGAAGAUAUGCUGUCAACCGAAAAGCUCAACGCGCGACGUUUCCAGUUCCUCGAUAAUUUGGAAGCGACGUGCGCGACGUUGGAUGAACCGCUCAAAAGCCAGGUACUCGAGUGGCUCGCAGGCCAACGCAAGUGGUGCUUCGAGCAUCUGUUGCCAUUCCAGAAGGACGACAAGCAGUUGCUUCUCGAAACCGCCUACUUGAACGGAGGCUUGCCUCUGCUGCGAGACACAUUCGUGCCCCAAAUCAAAGCGAUAGCAGGCCCGUCCUUCAUCUCCAGAUUCGCCAUGCAGCUGCACGCCGAGUUGCUCAAGGCCGACACCACAGAAGACGACAAGGCCGCGCUCGCGCAGAUCGUCAGCAACCUAUUGACCACGGCCAUAUCCAAAGUCGACUUCUUCGCGAAGACCAAGGAGAUCGCCCCGCCACGCCCAUCCUAUACAUACUACAGCUCCCAAAAGGCCUCCAAGGUACCGGACCCCCAGACGACGAUGCGAUACAUCGACAUGUGUCUGCGUACCGGCAAUGAUGGCCUGGUGGAAGCUAUUGUCGGGCGUCUGACGGAUGUGGCUGGGGUGGCUCCUGCCGUUUUAUACGAGCGGGCUGAUGGCGUUCUUUUGCCCCUUCUCCCACUGGUGGUGGCGAAGAUGGAUGCGCGGCCGGCGAAUGCGCCUGUCGUACCCGGGAUGCAAAAGCUGUUCGACCAGACCAUACAGAUAUACUUGGGAUCUCUGUCCCACGCAAAUCCGUCGGAAGAGAACGUUCGAACGCUCAUCCAACUUUGCAUUUUGCGCAGGGGGACAGGGCUUCUGGUCAAUACCAUCUGGCCCGCGCUGAAGCACACGCAUUCGAGCGUCAUGCUCGCGUUCUUGCGGGAGGUAAAGGAGAAGAGAGCCCAGAUCCCCGUAUCCGAAGGCGCCGCUAGCAUCGACUGGCUCAUACUCGACAUCGUCAAACGGAUUAUCAAGAAGUCGGCAAUGCAGGGGUACCAAAUAACGCGGUCAGUGAUUGACUUGCUCAAGCUCUGCGCCUCGAAUGGACAUCCAGAGCUAUAUGGGAGCGUCCUCAUUCGCCUUAUGGAUAAGACCGCCAUCAAUGCCGACAAUAUCUCGAACGUCCUUGUCCCCCUCAUUCCUGCACUUCGUCAGUUCCUCUUUGAUCACAAGACACCGAUUCACGCUGAACCGUUCGCCUCAUUGUUCACGACCAUCGUUGGUGCAUGGACCAAGCACAUCCUAGGGCCCAAGCCUGCGAACGCGACGUCCAAUUUGAUCACCCGACUCGAAGGGCACAGGUGCAGUUGCCGCGAGUGCACUUCCGCGUUCAAUUGGCUAGCAAACGGCAGCGGGAAGUCGCUCGCCCUCAAAGGCAUAGGUGCAACCAGCCGAAAACACCUCGAAAAGGAGCUUACGGCCUAUGCGACUGGUGCGGCGACGUGGACUAUGCUCCCCGGCAGACCGCAAGGAUUGAGGGUGGUGAAAGCUGACGCGAUCUACACGCCUGUUGAAUGGCGCGCGAGGCAUGCGAAGGGCGCUUCGAUACUGAAGUCUAUAUCCAGCGACCAACAGGAGCUACGACGCGUCUUUGGUGCGCACUAUCAGGUGAUCAUGGGUGCGCUGGAGGGCUCGCCUGCCCUGCAAAAUCAGGCUGCGAAUCUGCCUUUCAAGGCACCUGCAACUCCUGCUGCACCCGCUGCUGCUGCUGGCCCCAGCACUGGCGGAACUCAGGCAGGACAACCCGGGACGACGAGCCAGCAUGCCUCUUCGUCUGCUCCUCCGACGCGGAAGCGCAAGGCGUCGUACGAUCCGAGCACUGUUAUCGACUUAUCAAAUGAUAGUCCUUAA